Lachancea meyersii CBS 8951 is the source of this 3426-nucleotide messenger RNA. Lineage: Eukaryota; Fungi; Ascomycota; Saccharomycetes; Saccharomycetales; Saccharomycetaceae. The record is from the annotation of a GenBank genome assembly.
AUGCUCGCAACACAGAGGGCCGCUCUGGUGGAGUUUCUGCGAAGAAAAACGAAACCACCAUUCACAGUAAGCAUUCGAGCGCAGUUAACAGCACUGGUUUGCUUAGUGGCCAUAUUCUCCCUGAUAAUUUUGGCGGUGAUCACCGGGGUCUAUUUCACGUCUACUUAUAAAUCUUUGAGAGCUGAUCGGCUUCAGGUGGCAUCUCAGCUGAAAGCGUCGCAGAUAGACCAGAAUAUCAACUUUCUCUACUACCAAUGCUAUUGGAUGGCGUCUAGGGACAUUUUACAGAACGCCUUAACUGAAUACUUAGCUGGAAAUACCAGCAAAGAAAACUGGUAUGAUGCAGCAACCUCUCUCGACAAGUUUCUGAGCUCGUCGAACCUUUUUAGCGCCGCCAGAGUUUACGAUUCAAGUUUCAAGGACGUCUUAAAUGCUACCAAUAACGGGACAGGGAACCUUAUACCGGAAGAUGUGCUCACAAGACUUUUCCCUCUAUCCACAAAUGAUGCACUGCCGUCGUCUCUUCGGGAAAGUGGUUACCUUAGCGAUCCGGUUCUGAAUGGCACUGACACUUACCUGAUGUCAAUGUCAUUGCCAAUCUUGGCCAAUCCUUCCAUCAUAUUAUCUGACGAUUUGGUAUAUGGCUAUCUGACCGUGGUGAUGUCUGCUGAUAACCUUAAGUCUGUAUACAACAGUACUGCCGCAUUGGACAAUUCCGCCGUGGUAAUCGUGUCUACUGUUUAUGAAAACAGUACUUUGAUGGGAUUUCAUUUGGUGUUUCCCCCCUACAGUUUGGACCCAGACGUUAUCAACUAUUUGUUCGAUUUUGAAUUAGCACCUUUCUUGAAAGAUGCUCUCCUGGAGAACAAAAAUGGUUCCAUCAAAAGUUGUGAGUUCCUUGGCAGCAAAAAUGUUGCCAUUGGGUACUCCUCUUGUAGUUUCGAAAUUGGAUCAUGGGCAGCUCUCAUUGUUCAACCCGAGAGUGUGUUCCUCUCUCCAUCCUUCAAGCUCACCAAGAUCAUCAUUGGUACUGUGAUCGGAAUAGCCGUUGUAAUGUGCCUCAUAACCUUUCCCCUUUCUCAUUGGGCCGUUCAACCUAUUGUGCGCCUACAAAAAGCUACAGAAGUCAUCACUGCAGGUAGAGGCUUGAAGUCGGAUGGCAGCACCUUGUACAGUCAUAAACGUACUAGUACUGCGGAGUCUCUUCACUCUCUCUAUCAAGCUGGCUCAAUACGGCGUUCGGGUUCAUUGACACGCACUAACGGGUCUAGGCACGAUUAUGACGGUGGAAUAAAAGGAGCGCUGUCCGGCGAAGGUCUUCGGGAAGGAAUGGAAAAAAUAUCAGAAGGCCCAAAUGAGCUGCGAAACUUUCGAUCAGCGACAAGUGGAUCUAUUCUCAGUGAUUCAAGAUUCACUGGGACAGAUCACUUUAAUACAUCUCAUCUGGUAGAAGUUCGAGUACCAGUUUACAAACGAUAUUUCACUGAUGAGCUUUCAGAAUUAACCGAGACAUUCAACGCAAUGACCGAUGAACUCGAUCGUCAUUAUGCACUUCUGGAAGAUAGAGUGAGAGCACGUACGAGGCAAUUGGAGGCUGCCAAAAUAGAGGCAGAAAAAGCGAAUGAGGCAAAGACGGUAUUCAUCGCUAACAUUUCUCACGAGUUAAGAACCCCAUUGAACGGUAUUCUAGGUAUGACUGCUAUUGCUAUGGCAGAAGAAGAAAUGUCAAAGGUAAAGAGUAGCUUGAAACUCAUUUUCCGGUCAGGAGAAUUACUGCUCCAUAUCAUGACUGAGCUGUUGACCUUUUCCAAAAAUGUAUUGAAACGAACCAAGCUAGAGGAAAGAGAUUUCACGGUGCACGAUCUUGCCCUGCAGGUCGACUCCAUUUUUGGCAAGUUGGCGAAAGAUCAACAUGUCAGACUGAACAUUUCGAUCGUUCCUAAUGUAUUGAGAACCAUGAUGCUGUGGGGAGAUUCUAACCGUAUCGUACAGAUCAUCAUGAAUUUAGUCUCGAAUGCGCUGAAGUUCACACCUGUCGAUGGCAAGGUUGACGUCAAAAUCAGCUUAGUAGGUGAAUAUGAUGAGGAGAGGAGCAAGCUUGACAACUUCAAAGCGGUUUAUACUUUGCCACAUGAAAGCUCGUCUGUUGUGAAAUCCAAGCAGGAUGGAAUAGACGCUAAAAAAGCCAUGCCCAUGUCUGCGUCCAGCGGUAGCUUGUCCUCGUCACCAUUUGUCCAAGAUAAUCUAAACGAUGAUAGCGAGAAACUAAAGGCCACAGAUCUGCAUGUAAAUGAGAGAUCGAGCAGCUCCCAUGAUGAUAGUUCAUACUCCAAGGAAAUGGAGCCUGCAGAUGCAGAGAAUUUAGACGACGACAUAAAAUCAACUGAAAGUGAAAGCAGCUGCAACUCUUAUGAUGGUACUCGGUUCCAGUCGCAGUUCCUCAAGGACAAUAAUUUGGGCUGUAAUGAUGACUUUAAAAACGUUAGAGAACUGAAAGAACCCAAGAAAUGGAUCAUAUCAAUGGAGGUUAAAGACACUGGCCCAGGAAUUGAGCCAACUUUACAAGAGAGUGUUUUUGAGCCAUUUGUUCAAGGUGACCAGACUCUAUCCAGGCAGUAUGGAGGUACUGGUUUGGGUCUGUCGAUCUGUAGACAGCUGGCGACCAUGAUGCACGGUACCAUGAAGCUCGAAUCAAAAGUGGGGAUUGGAAGUAAAUUUAUCUUCACAGUGCCGUUGAUGCAAACCAAGGAAAUAUCUUUUGAAGGUGUCGAGAAUCCAUUUGAGGACGAAUUUAAUCCUAAGAGUAAGAAAAACCGUAAGGUCAAAUUCAAAGUGAACAAGCCUGGUGAAGAACAUUCGCCUGGAACUUCUUCAUCGACCAACGACAGUUCGUUGAAGGCUUCGAACGUAUCUGAGAGUGAGGUCAGCGUCGGAAGCGUUCGUGUCGAUAGACCCUUUCUUCAAAGUACAGGCACAGCGCUUUCAUCAUCACACGCUGUUCCACUAGCCACCAAGUCCAAUGAAUGCAAGGUUUUGGUUGCAGAGGACAACAACGUCAACCAAGAGGUGAUAAAGCGCAUGUUGAACUUGGAAGGGCUGUAUAAUGUUGAUCUAGCGUGUGAUGGGCAAGAUGCAAUCGAAAAAGUUCGAGCUGAGAAUGAAGCGGGGAAACAUUACGAUUUAAUAUUCAUGGAUGUACAGAUGCCUCGCGUUGACGGCCUCUCGGCAACAAAAAAGAUACGUGGAGACCUGAAUUACAAACACCCUAUAGUGGCAUUAACGGCGUAUGCAGACGAUAAGAACAUCAAGGAAUGCUUGGACGCGGGUAUGAAUGGGUUUUUGUCAAAGCCCAUUAGAAGACCAAAGAUCAAGUCGAUUUUGGAUGAUUACUGCCCGCAACAUCGUCCAGAAAGUGAGGGAGAUUGA